Aspergillus puulaauensis is the source of this 807-nucleotide messenger RNA. RefSeq lists its product as uncharacterized. The record is from RefSeq and is a predicted model, not a curated record. NCBI's taxonomy places the organism in Eukaryota, Fungi, Ascomycota, Eurotiomycetes, Eurotiales, Aspergillaceae. The coding region runs from base 1 to 807 and encodes 268 amino acids. Gene Ontology annotation, molecular function: oxidoreductase activity. The transcript has a single exon.
AUGUCGUCUCCGAAUAAAUACAUCUCCAAGCUCUCUGGGGCUAACAUUCUCAUCAUCGGUGGAACUGCUGGAGUCGGCUAUGCCGUCGCAGAGGCUGCUAUCGAACACGGCGCUGCUUUGGUCAUUCUCUCCACCUCGAACCCCGAUCGAGUAUCCGCCUCUACCUUGGGGCUCCGCGACUCUUACCCUUCCUCCAGCUGCCAGAUUAAUGGCUUCACGUGCGAUUUAAAGCAAGAACACCUCCUUGAAGCCAACAUCGAAGCUCUCUUCAGCGCCGCUACCUUGAACGGGACGCGGAAACUGAACCAUGUCGUCUUCACAGCAGGAGACCAUCCCAUCCCAAAGCCCCUGGCUCAGAUCAACUUCGAAUUCAUCAAGAACACCGGACUCGUGCGAUUCUUCGCGCCACUGUUAAUCGCAAAACUUGCAGUCAGUCACAUGGCGCCAGGCCUGGCAUCCAGCAUCUCGUUCACGUCUGGAGUAAGCGCUUAUCGACCGUACCCUAAUUGGAACGCGCUGGGUGCCUAUACCGGUUCAUUGGAGGGUAUGGUUCGAAGUUUGGCGGUGGAAAUGAGGCCAGUGCGCGUCAAUUUGGUUACCCUUGGGCCUGUUGAUACGGAUCUCAUUUCUCGGUGGUACUCCACCCCAGAGGCGCGCAGGGAAGGGCUAGACUCUAUCGGACAUACUUUGAUAACGGGGAGAAUCGGCCAAGCUGAAGAUGUCGCAGAGGCUUAUGUUUACUGUAUGAAGGACUGUAACUUGACAGGAUCGGUGAUCAAUUCCAACGGAGGAGUGCUGAUGGUUUGA